This is a messenger RNA of Alosa sapidissima (American shad), 5348 nucleotides long. RefSeq names its product thrombospondin type-1 domain-containing protein 4-like. The coding region runs from base 1139 to 4015 and encodes 958 amino acids. The record is from RefSeq and is a predicted model, not a curated record. Gene Ontology annotation, molecular function: metalloendopeptidase activity. The transcript is spliced from 18 exons. Gene Ontology annotation, cellular component: extracellular matrix. Gene Ontology annotation, biological process: extracellular matrix organization. NCBI's taxonomy places the organism in Eukaryota, Metazoa, Chordata, Actinopteri, Clupeiformes, Clupeidae.
UCGGUGCCAGCGUUUGGAUUCAUUGAAAGGAUUUAAUGGUGCUUGCAUCCCGUGAGUGCAACAUUGCUCAGAAUAAUAUCGCAGUUUAAAAUAGCAAAAGUUGGCUCAAGUUUGACGUUAUUGCGCUCUGCCAAAUUUCUCUCCGUGCUACUCUCCCUCACUCACAACACCCACAAACUUAGUCACAAACGCACUAAGCGCACUAGAGGGCGCAAUGUGUUGGAUUUUCUCUCGCUGUUCAAAUCUGUAAACCGACAGUGUAUCGUUGAAUAAGUGCGCAAAGAUAAGUCAUGACACGGUGCGCAACAGACGCUGUCCUAAGUCAGGAUGAUGUCUUAUCAGUGGAUAAUACAUCGGAUGGUGUCAGCUCAAAAGAGGUGGAUUAUUGGCGCUGCACGGAGUGUAAGGGGAGCUGGUGGUUUUAAUUUAUGAAUCCCGAGGCGCCAAUAAGACCACUGGAUGGUUGCCACAAGAAUCACGGGCAGGGCGCAUUUGGUUCGGGAACGUCCCCUCAGAUAGCAGGGUCUCCUCUCCUCCAGUGCAACUUUUUACAUCAUCUCCGAAAAGCUUCUACACAUAGGUGAAGCCUGAUGCACUGUUCUAAACUUUUUGGAGUGUUGCGUGGUAAUUAUGGAGUUCCUCACCUUAUCCCGUGAAUCAUUUCCACCUGGUUGUAUCGAUUCCUAGGGUAUGUUAUCAUUUUUGUAGACGUUGGGACGUAAAAAGACUACAUUUGGGCAAACAUUACUUUUCCAGAGUUUUUUCACUAGUGCAGAUUACUUGGUAAAAAUCGACCGGCUACGUCGGAGGAUCUCAGCCCUCAACUCAGCACAACUCUCCUCACCGGCUAUGCCUGUGGCUGACUUUUUCAUUCACAAAAUGGAUCUUUGGGAAGUUGCACGGUACCAUAUAAUUUAGAGUUAAACUCAAGUAUUACAUAUAGAAAACAAUGGCAUAAAGAAACAGUCGCAAAAACAGAAUUGAUGACUUAAUUUUACUGCAUUUCAAUUUAACGGAGAGCGUGAUUAUCUUGAUUUUUACCUGACCAAAACCUGCCAUUGGCAUUUACAUCACCAAGUUUUAUGCCCCCCUCCCUCUUUAGAUAUUACCGACCAUUCGUCAACAGGGCACUGCCAGUAUGUGGACACCUUUACUAUGGUGCACGAGAGUAUUCAUAAUAGUGAUGCUCACCAGCCUGAGAUCUCUGAAUAGCCAGCAUUCUACAGAUCACUCUAGGGCUGGUGCUCAAAGCCCCGAGCUCGAGCAGGAGCUUCCAGCCCAGCAGGGGGCGCCCUCUGGCUCAUGGGGGUCCUGGGGACCUUGGGCCGAGUGCUCCCGCAGCUGUGGUGGUGGGGCUCAGGAGCAGACGAGGCCCUGCCUGCCGUAUUCUACACCCGUGGCGCCCCACUACCCCGGCUCUCACCCCGGCGGUCAGCCCCUGUCGCCAGGCCUGGUGGUGUCUGCUCUGCGCCCAUCUGUGCCACUGUACCGCAACACUGGGCACCCUCCUCGUGCCAAUAACUCACAGACGGGUGAUGCCAGGACUCAGCCGCGAGUGAGCCGCCCUGAGAGAAGGCGUGGAGAUGGGCCCAUCGUCCCGGGGAAGUACGGCUACGGCCGCAUGCCGUACGUGGUGCCCCUUCAGAGAGACCCAGCAGGCUCCCCCCACCAGCGCUCACACCGACAAAGACGCUCCGCCUACAGGGACGGCCGGCCCAACAGCCCCCGGCAGACCGCCAGACCUAACAGCCCCUACUAUGGCUACGGUGGCUCCCACCACCAGGCCCCCGUCUCACAGCCCUGGGGCGGCUCGGCCUGGGUACCCCUGCACCAGCCCGGCACCAACCCGCCGCAGGCCUCGGCCAGAAUGGCCACAGCUGCGGCCAGGCCCUACAACCCGCUGCCGGACUCCUCUUGCGUUGGCUCACCCAAGCAGCACAGGAUCUGCAACACCAGUCCCUGCCCAGCCUCCAGCAGGAGUAUUAGGGAGGUGCAGUGCUCCUCCUACAACAACCAGCCCUUCAUGGGCCGCCUGUACGAGUGGGAGCCCUUCAACGAGGUUCCUGGAGACCAACACUGUGAACUGAACUGUCGAGCCAUCGGGUUCCGAUUCUACGUACGACAGUCUGACCGGGUCAUUGACGGAACGCCCUGUGGACAGAACGACUCCUCCAUCUGUGUGGCCGGAAGGUGCCAGACGCUGGGCUGUGAUGAGUACCUGGGCAAGGUGAUGGACAGGUGUGGGGUGUGCGGCGGAGACAACACGGCAUGCCGGCUGGUGUCGGGCCAGUUCAAGCACAGCCUGACCAAAGUGGGCUAUCACAAGAUUGUGGAGAUCCCAGAGGGGGCCACCAAGAUCAACAUCACCGAGAUGGUGAAGAGCCGCAACUACCUCGCUCUGCGCAGUCGAUCAGGACGCUCCAUCAUCAAUGGCAACUGGGCCAUCGACCGGCCAGGGAGGUACGAAGGCGUCGGGACCAUGUUCACGUACCGGCGGCCCAACGAGAUCAGCAGCACGGCAGGCGAGUCCUUCGUGGCGGAGGGGCCUACCAACGAGAUCCUGGACGUCUUUAUGAUCUAUCAGCAGCCCAAUCCUGACAUUCACUAUGAGUUCAUCCUUCCCCUGGAUAACAGCCGAGGCCCCCAACUCCCCACUGAUGGCGGUGCAGGAGGGAACGCAGUUAACGGCCAAGGUGUGACUGACCGCUACGACGGCUACAGCGGGUCCAACCAGGGGUCUCAGGGUGGAUACCCUUCCCUGGUGCCGGACAACCAGUUACCACAGCCGCAGCCUCCCCGCUGGCAGCGGGAGUACAAUUGGAAGCUCACCGGCACCACAGACUGCAGCGCCACCUGUGGCAAAGGCAGCAGGUACUCUGUUUUUAACUGCGUCCACAGAGUGACCCAUGCGCACGUGUCAGAGACACUGUGUGACCGCGCCACCAAGCCCAGUCCUCAGGAGGAGCCCUGCAAUACAGAACCCUGUCCAGCCUUCUGGGACAUUGGUGAGUGGUCAGAGUGUAGCAGGACUUGCGGCCUGGGCAUGCAGCACCGGCAGGUUCUGUGCCGACAGCUGUACGCCAACCGCACCCUCAACGUGCACACCAGCCGCUGUCGCCACCUGGAGCGGCCCGAGACGGCCAGCACGUGCCAGCUCAAGAUCUGCAGCGAGUGGCAGAUCCGCUCCGAGUGGAGUCCCUGCUCAGUGCCGUGUGGAGUGGGGCAGAAGAGGCGAGACGUCCACUGCCUCAGUAACGUGGGCGACGUCGUCGCAGAUGAGGAGUGCAACAUGAACCUGAGGCCCAACGACGUGGAGAACUGUGACAUGGGACCCUGCGCCAAGAGCUGGUUCUUCACCGAGUGGGGUAGUCGGUGUUCUGCAGAAUGUGGGAUGGGUUUGCGAACCCGUGGAGUCCUGUGCCUAACCAAUCACAUUAGCAGUCUGCCACUGGAGGGCUGUGGCUCAGAGCGCCCCCCAGAGACUCAAGUGUGCAACAACGGACCAUGCGACAGUCGCAUAGAGUGGUACACUGGGCCUUGGAGUCAGUGUUCUGCCGACUGUGGCCGAGGGACACAGCAGAGGUUGGUGGCGUGCCUGAUGAGCUCGGUCGACGGCUUCACUGUGAUGCCCCAGUACGAGUGCUCGUCCCUGGAUAAGCCCCUCGGCCAGCAGAGCUGCGAGAUUAAAGCCUGCGGGACCAAGUGGUACCACACUGACUGGAGUGCGUGUUCCAAGACAUGCGAGGGUGGCUUCCGGAUCAGGGAGGUGCGCUGCCUCUCGGAUGACCUCCAGUCUACAGAGGGCUGCGAGGAGCAUCUGCGUCCGCCGGACAAAGAGGAGUGCAAUCCUCAGCCCUGCAUCCCUGAGAUAGAUGAGAACUGUCGGGACAAAUACUUCAACUGCAACGUGGUGGUCCAGGCUCGCCUGUGUGUGUACAACUACUACAGGAAUGCCUGCUGUGCGUCCUGCUCGCGUGUACCCCACAGGGCCUCGGGGUUCAGAGGCCAACGAUAGCACCCCCGUCCUGGGCUUCACUUCUCCAGUUGGCCCCCUGAACCUCUGGGUCCCCCCAGACCCAGAUUACACAGAGCCCUGUGCAUCGCAUACACCGGCCCCUCGGGAAGCACUAUGGGAGUGAGCCGUUCACAGACUCAUUACGCUGACCUAACGGAGUGCUUGGGAAUGAUACUUGGAUAAUGUUUGGGCCUUUCUGAAGAGACCACAUGGAUAAAAACAUAACACUUGGUGAUAAAAGGGGGGGGGGGGGGGGCAAUGACGUUGCCCUUUGAGAUAUAUGAAAAGUGUAUGUCCUUCAGCCCCAGUCUGAGUGGAACUGUCUAUUGUCAGCCAAUUCUUGACCCUUGACAUGAACUCCAAGACAUCAUUAGGGUGAAACUCUGGUGCAUUUUUAGGCUGCUGGAUCAAGGGAUGACAUCGGUCCAAAAUGCCCUGUCAGGAAGAGGCACCACAAACAUACUCAGACACAAGAUGGAGAAUGAACAAAGAGGGAAAAAAGCAACCUUUUUAAAUCAUACCUUUUAUUAUGUAUUGAUGCGAUGUAUAAAUGUACACAUUUGUAAUAGGAUUUUCUUUUUAAACCACCACAUAUUUAUGACAAUAUUAUUAAUUACUGUUUAUGAUGUGACACAUACCUCCACUUACUAGGUCACCCUCACCAGAGUAGUCAAGACAGCAGUGGAUGGUGGCUCUUAAGGGACACGGUUCACCUCAAAGGAACUGCAGCCAGGAGUUUCCUGUAGAGACCGUGUCUAUGGCAUUCACCUCUCCAGGUACCCCUGGCGAUGGCCCAGUUGAGUUCAUCUCCAGGGGCUUCCCUUGGCUACGGGAUCAGGCUGGGCAAUACUGCUGGCUACCGCUGCUGGAUAUUACCAGCAGCCUGGUCAUAUCCGGUUGCCUACUCCUGAAAAGAAUGGUGAUCAUUAAGCAAAGGUUAAUUGCAUGCCAGGACAUAGAGCUUUGCAUUUGUGGAUAAACAUGUGGAUGUUCUUUCUGUUGACCCCGUCCAUGAUAAGCGUAAGUCCAAGGCACAUUGUUUUGGGCAUCAUGAUCAUACCUUCAGUUAUUAAGCCAAAAUGAAGUGCAUUUAAGUGCAUAUAUCAAAACACAAGUUUACAUGUGUUCCUGUAACAGCUUAGACAUUUCCUAACUAAAUACACAGUGACAUAAUAAUUGAAAGGUCCAGAAACCACAAAAUUGAAAAGUAUUAGCAACUUCAUUAACACAGUAACCCAUUUCAAUCAUUCUCUCACAAUGAUAUUUCAAUGUUUUCUUAUAAUAAGGACUUGGCAUGAUGGUUAAGUCAAGAUAAUAAAACUACUAAUUUAUA